Molecule: messenger RNA, 3123 nt
Organism: Ostrea edulis (European flat oyster)
Lineage: Eukaryota; Metazoa; Mollusca; Bivalvia; Ostreida; Ostreidae
Product: transmembrane GTPase Marf-like
Exons: 8
Coding region: 151-1902 (583 amino acids)
Source: RefSeq, a predicted model, not a curated record
AAAACGGAAGGGGGUGAUAUGCCAAUUUUAACAGCCAUAUGUGUUAUGUCGUUCUUUACAUACGUAUUUUGACAACGGAUUCUUCCAUUUAGCUGAUCAAGAUAUGUGGCUCACGCCGGGUGUGACCGGUGAACAGGAGAGUCAUUUCCCAUGGACACUCCAGAGAGAUGCCGGGAGCUCCGGGAGUUAUAUGAUAAAUUCAGUAGAAUAAGGAGGGACAUUAAUGCAGAACAUUGUAAAAAGCUCGACAUGUUACACCCUCACUUUGAUGAUCAGGUUAAAUUUCGCACACUGGAUCUUGAAAGGAAAUACGAAUCGGUUGUUAUUGCAGGGGAGGCAAGUGCUGGCAAAUCAUCAUUGAUCAAUGAACUGUUGGGGUUGAAACUAGUUAAAGUUUCUAAAAAGUCAACGUCUGACACAAUAUAUAGGGUGCACAAAGGUGAAGAAUUGAGAUUGAUAUGCACAAGUAAAGAGGGAAAAGAACUCCAAAACUCCACGUUUGGGAGUGAGGAAUCCUUGAAAUCAGCCUUGAAGAAAGUAGACUUACCAGAGAUGUUAUAUGUUGAUAUAUUUCUUCCAAAAUCUACACUUAAGGACAAUGUUGUACUGGUUGACACGCCAGGUGUUGGAGUUUCCAAAGAACAAAAUGAACCAUUACUGUCUUACAUUCCGCAUGCUGUUGCUUUUGUCUUCGUCGUUAACGUCGCCAAUGCUGGAGGUUUUCAAAGAGGGCGGCUGUUGGACGUUUUCAAAUAUAUUAAGGAGAAGCUUGAAGAAAUGCCAUGUUUUGACCCAAAGGAUGUCUUGUUUCUCAUGAAUAAAUGGGACCGUAUCGAAGAGCACGAACGCGAUGAAAUCAUUCGAAAUGCAACCAACAUUCUUCUUGAGGAAUGGUGUUUUGUUUCCAUGGCACCAAGAAACACAUUUCAUGUAAGCCUUAAAGAGAUAAAAGGGGAAGAGGAUUCAACAAAUUCUUUUAGGGUAGAAUUGGACAGAUUUAAGGAAACUCUCGAUAAGAUGAUUGCCAAAAAUUCUAAUAAACGAUUAAAGGCGCAUUCAAGAUACCUGGAGGGAUUAUUGUUUGAUGCAAAGUGCUCUAUUGUCGCAGCUAUGAACUACGAGCAAUGGAAAUGCGAAGCCAAGUCAUUAUUAGAUGAAGUAAACACUGAACUGGAACUCGGAAAUCAGAAGACAAAUGAGUUCAGCAUGUUGCUUAAUGAGGAAGCAGAGAAACUUGCGCGCAAAUGUAAAGCUUAUAUGUCUUCUGAAGUUCUCAAAAGGGAAAUAGUGAAGUCGGUCACUGCCAAAGGAUCAUCGAAUCCAAAGCAGACAUUAUACGAUGAGUUCAUCAAUCAACUUGAACUCUGGUGUAAAAGUGAAGAUGUAGCAUCAACAGUAACAGAGAUUGAUCUCAAAAUUGGUCAGUUAUCAAAGAAAUCCCAAGAAGAAUUGAAAAGUUUUUUGGACCGGAUUACAGGACUUUCUACAGAAUUUCCAGAUGCUCCAUUUGAUUUCAAAGGAAUCGUUGAUAAAUUUAUGCGCGAUUUUCCAAAGGCAGUAUCUUUUCAUGUUAUUGCAAAAGUGUUAUGGUAUUUUUCGACCACCUCAAGAAAAGAAGAAAAACUAAGAUCUAUACUCGAUGUAAUGUUAGAAAAAUGUUCUCAGGAAAUCUUAGUUCGAAGUUUCAAAAGAAUAUUUACUUUGUAUUUCAUCCCAAAGAUAGAUUACUUAAUCAGAGCUAAUUUGAAAAGAUAUGACGUUGUACACACGACACUCGAACAAUUUGGCGUGGUAUCAGAAAUGAGCGACGAAGAACGGGGGAAGAUGAACACCAUCUUUGAUGAUCUGAAGAAGGUAUCCAUUGAAUUGUCGAAAUUGCAAAGCAGAUGUACAGCGUUAUAAACUUGAAAUUGUAUGUAAUUCCGCGACACUGUUUGAGACACCUAUCUUCAAUAUGAAGAUACGACGAACUAAUGCAAUGUAAUAAUGUUUUGUUUUUUAAAUGUCGGUUUGAUAAACUUCGAAUCCCGCUCGCGCCGAUAAGUGAGAAAGUUUCCCAGUUUACUUUCGGAAGGUCGGUGGUCUAUUCCCAGGUAAAUUGUAUCUGGGUUCUCUCUUCCACCAAUAAAAACUGGGCGCCACCAUAUAACUGAAAUUUUGUUGGGUGUGGCGGAAAAAAGCAAAACAUUCAAUCAAUAAACUAAUGAUCAUGUUAGAUAAAAUGUGAAGAUAACUAACAGUGAUCAAUCUCAUAACCCCUAUAAGCAAUACAAAAUAGAAAGUUGGGUAAACACGGACCCUUGGACACACCAGAGGUGGGAUCAGGUGCCUAGGAGGAGUAAGCAUUCCCUGUCGACGGGUCACAUCCGCCGUGAGCCCUAAAUCUUAUCAGGUAAACGGAGGUAACCAUAGUCAAAAUCAGUGUGCCAAGAACGGUCUAACAAUCGGUAUGAAACACAUCAGACAGCAUCUGACCAAAUAAUGGGUUUUAUUGACGAACUAGAUCGUUAUAACGACCAUAUAAUUUUUGAAUUGCUGAUUUCUAUCGAGAAUGUUGAAACCCUUGUACCAUCUACUUGUUUGCCUCGAUUUAAAAACUGACCAUACUCAGACAAGAUAUUGCAUAUUGAAUGGGUUAAGCUGGUGUCAGUGAUCCAAUUGUGUUUGAUAAACAAGGAAUUCAUGUCCUAUAUUUAAUGACACAUACUUUGAUUUAAUCAGCAUGUUUGAUGACACGUGUGUUUUGAAGCCAUGCCAAUGCUUCCUUUACCAAUUUAACAUAGAUGUACAUGAAUGUAUACCAGACAAGAUCUUUUUUGUAGACAGAUCGCAUUAUUUAUAUAUUUGUCAAGAAUUGUUUGUAUAAAUUCUGAAUGCAAGAAAUUAUUGGCAUAACUGAUGUAUAUAAAGAAAAAGAUAAUGGGAAUAAUUUGGACUCUUGGCCAGUGAAGUGCUGAUGAUUUCCUAUCUAUGUAUGCUUUAUUGAACAUAAAAUGUUAUUACAUCUAAUUACUUCAUGAAUAAUCCAAUAAUUGUGUUUGCUUUGUUCUGUAUCGCUUCGAUGUUGACUGCAGUUAUAAUAAAAUCUGGAAAACCCAAAGAUUUGUGUUGGUAAACACGAUC